ACUCAAAAAACAGUCCUAUCUGGUGCACACACAGAGACAGGAAACAAUCACCCACCAACACACAGUGAAACCCAGGCCACCUAAGUAUGAUUCUCAAUCAGAGACAACUAAUGACACCUGCCUCUGAUUGAGAACCAUACUAGGCCGAAACAUAGAAAUUCCCAAAACCUAGACAAACAAACAUAGACUGCCCACCCAACUCACGCCCUGACCAUACUAACUAAAUACAAAAACACAGAAAAUAAAGGUCAGAACGUGACAGUACCCCCCCCCCCAAAGGUGCGGACUCCGGCCGCAAAACCUUGACCUAUAGGGGAGGGUCUGGGUGGGCGUCUGUCCGCGGUGGCGGUUCUGGCGCGGGACGCGGACCCCACUUCACCAUUGUUUUAGUCCGCCUCAUUUUCCGCCUCCGUGGCUUUCUCACCAUGGCAACCCCUCUCAAUGACCCCACUGGACAGAGGGGCAGCUCGGGACAGAGGGGCAGAAGCUCUGGACAGAGGGGCAGGGGCUCUGGCGCCUCUGGGCUGAGGGGCUCUGGCGCCUCUGGGCUGAGGGGCUCCGGCAGCGGCGCCCGGACAGGCGGGAGGCUCCGGCAGCGGCGCCGGACAGGCGGGAGGCUCCGGCAGCGGCGCCGGACAGGCGGGAGGCUCCGGCAGCGGCGCCGGACAGGCGGGAGGCUCCGGCAGCGGCGCCGGACAGGCGGGAGGCUCCGGCAGUGGCGCCGGACAGGCGGGAGGCUCCGGCAGCGGCGCCGGACAGGCGGGAGGCUCCGGACAGGCGGGAGGGAGGCUCCGGCAGCGGCGCCGGACAGGCGGGACGCUCCGGCAGCGGCGCCGGACAGGCGGGAGCACCUGCAGGGAGGAGACUGAGAGACAGCCUGGUGCGUGGGGCUGCCACAGGAACUACCAGGCUGGGGAGACUUUCAGGAGGCUUGAUGUUAGGAGGAGCCUGAAAGAUCGGGCUGUGGGGAGCACUGGAGCUCUGGUGCGCAACCUUGGCACCACUUCCCCAGGCUGGACAACUACUCGAGCCCGGACCCUCCAGAGUGCAGGCACAGGUUGAACCGGGCUGUGGGUAAGCACGGGAGAUCUAGUGCUUACUACACGCACCUCUCCCCUAGGCUCCACUCCCACAGUUGCCCGGUACGAGCGGAGCGCAGGCAGAGGACGCACUGCACCCUCCCAGCGCCCCGGAGACACAGCACGCAGAGCCGGCGCAGGAUAACCUGGACCAAG
This is a messenger RNA of Oncorhynchus keta (chum salmon), 1235 nucleotides long. Its product is annotated as rRNA adenine N-6-methyltransferase-like. Lineage: Eukaryota; Metazoa; Chordata; Actinopteri; Salmoniformes; Salmonidae. The coding region runs from base 426 to 869 and encodes 147 amino acids. The record is from RefSeq and is a predicted model, not a curated record. The transcript is spliced from 2 exons.